GGGCAGCUUUCUUCGACUGGUAUGUGACAUACGCGAGGCUUCAGCAUGUCUUCGACCUCCUGCUGCCAUCGCCCUACAUCAGUCCUGAGAUCUUGGAAGUGGGCUUCGGAACAUCAGAGAUUCCUCUCCGGUUGUUUGAGAACGGAUGGGAGCUUGUGACGGCCAUAGAUACCUCAGCCGAAGCCGUUCGCCUGGCCAAAGGCCGCAGUCAGCAUCAUGGGAAGACAGCCCUGCAAUUCCUACAGAUGGAUGCACGCGUCCUGGACUUUCCCGACGAAUGCUUCGAUGUCGUUCUUGACAAGGCCACACUGGACACAAUCCUGUGUGCCGGCGAUGGGAGUUUGCAGGUGCAGGCAUAUCUCUUAGAGGCGCAUCGGGUUCUGAAGCCCGGUGGCGUCUUUCUGUUGGUGUCGCAUUCCGGCCCUUCCCUCCGAUUGCAUCACUUGCUGCAGGAACCUUUGCGGCAGUGGCGGAUUAAGGUGGCUCGGCUGCCGGUGAAGCCGCCAAGCCAAGAUCUCCACCUCGAGGCCGAGGAUGACGCUCAGGACGUUGCCGAAGACGUGAGUCGCUGCUUUUGGAUCUUCGCCUGCACAAAGCCUGGGGGCGAACCCGAAGAAUGUGAAGCAGCACCAGAAGUCAGUACGGAUGUGCCGACUGCGGGUGACGCCACGAAAGCCGCGUCAGCCGUUUUCUUCUGA
Symbiodinium pilosum is the source of this 698-nucleotide messenger RNA. Lineage: Eukaryota; Dinophyceae; Suessiales; Symbiodiniaceae. The record is from the annotation of a GenBank genome assembly.